AUGUCAGACUAUGUUUGGUUUGAAGGAAUACCUUUCCCUCCUAUAGAGAGUCAAAUAGUUGAAGAAGUUCGUCAUAAGUUUCCAUUCAGAGAUGAUGACACAAUCAUAGUGACUUACCCCAAAUCAGGAACUCACUGGAUGAUUGAGAUUGUGUCCUUGAUUCAGACCAAGGGGAAUCCAGAGUGGGUCCAAUCUGUGCCCAUUUGGAAACGCUCACCCUGGAUAGAAUAUGAACUAGGAUAUAAAAUAUUAAUCAACAAAGAAGGACCACAUCUGAUCACCUCCCAUCUCCCCUUCCAUCUUUUUCCUAGGUCUUUCUUCAGUUCCAAAGCCAAGAUGAUAUAUGUCAUCAGAAAUCCCAGAGAUGUUCUUGUGUCUGGUUAUUAUUUCUGGAGUAAGUCAAACUUUGCCAAGAUUCCAGAUUCAAUGACAACUUAUGUUGACUGGUUCCUCAAAGGAAAUGUUCACAAAGGGGCAGGCCUAAGCAUAGGUGUCAACAAAGCAUGGCAUAUCAAGUUCAACCCCUUGGCUAUGUGGUUGUGUGUUGAUUAUGAUGACACAGAGCUCCAUGAUGGUGUCAGUGGGAUAACAGUGGCCAAGGGCAAUCUUGAUGUCAAUGGUCCAUGUUAUCACAAAAGAUCAUGGUCAAAAACCAUGUACAAUCCCAUGGUCUGUGCUGAUACUGAAUAUAAAUUUCAAGAACGCCUCUUUGCAGUAGUAAUGAUAACUGCAGUUUCACCAUUGAAAAAGAAAACCAGAAAACUCUUAUGA
This is a messenger RNA of Mesocricetus auratus (golden hamster), 771 nucleotides long. Its product is annotated as sulfotransferase 2A1-like. The coding region runs from base 1 to 771 and encodes 256 amino acids. The transcript has 6 exons. Gene Ontology annotation, biological process: sulfation. Lineage: Eukaryota; Metazoa; Chordata; Mammalia; Rodentia; Cricetidae. Gene Ontology annotation, molecular function: sulfotransferase activity. Gene Ontology annotation, cellular component: cytoplasm. The record is from RefSeq and is a predicted model, not a curated record.